This is a messenger RNA of Trichobilharzia regenti, 468 nucleotides long. NCBI's taxonomy places the organism in Eukaryota, Metazoa, Platyhelminthes, Trematoda, Strigeidida, Schistosomatidae. The record is from the annotation of a GenBank genome assembly.
AUGGAGGUCCCGCGGAGAGGUCUGCGUUUGUUGAACACAUAUGGGCCAGUGGAAUUAAAAAAGACGGUUACUAAGCCAGGUGUUAACACGCAUUCCAAACCAUCGCCAGUUGGAACUGUCCAAAAGCCUGUGAAAACUGCUAACCAGCCAAAGAUCCUAAAAUAUCCUGUUUAUGUGGAUCCUGUAGAGGACAAAUGUCAACACUGCGGCAGUCAGCGACCGAAAAAGUCUGGAGAACAGGUGAAGGAAACGAAAGAGAUGUCUGUUCAGGUGAAUCGGACAGAUCUGAAUGAAUUGUUGUGUUCAGUUGAUCCAUCUUCAGAAUACUGGGAAUCUAUUGCUGAGGAACGACGAGUAGCCCUGAAAGAGACUUUGGAUGAGAACAAACAGUUAUGUGAAUUGGUUGAGAAGCUGAAUCUGGAGAUUGACAGACUAAAUUCUCUGAUUGCUCAAAAGGAGUCUACUUAA